CCAUUAACCAUACCUUCACAUUCAUUCACGAUACAAAUCCUAUUAAUACCCCAAUCCUCUACCUCAACUUUUUGUAUCAAAUGCUCCUUUUAGUCAAAUUUGUGUGCAACAUUAGAAAAAUUGCAGCCUUGUUGUUCUUCCUAUUUGCUCAAGCUGGUCCUCUCACUGUCUAUUUGGCAAAUUCCACAAGUACUACUUACUAAGGAGGAAAAAAAAGAUGGGUUUUGUUGGGGUUCCAAUAUGUGUGCAGUGUGGCAAUGCUAGCAACAACCCAUGUAGGUGUAAGGUGGUGGGUCCUACACUUGGCUUCUUGGCAUUUGCUGCGGCGGCAGUAGUAGAAUGGCCCGUUGGUGCACUGGUGUAUGUGUUCCGUCACUCCAAGGGCCGUAGGAUCAUGGGCCAUCCAGCCUCUGUGAUUUAUCCUUCUGUUACCAAUUCUAUUCCUAUUUAGUAAUUUUUUUAUUUCUUCCUUUAGUAAUGUUGUAAGAAACGAUGUUUGCAGAUUUUAUAACUCUAAAUGUAUGUUAGUUUUAAUUAACUAGUAAAUAAAAGAUCAUGUGCUUUGUAGCACGAUAAUAAUGUAUGUUGCUUUUGUAAUGCACUAUGAUAUUGUGUGCGA
Molecule: messenger RNA, 619 nt
Organism: Capsicum annuum
Lineage: Eukaryota; Viridiplantae; Streptophyta; Magnoliopsida; Solanales; Solanaceae
Exons: 2
Coding region: 218-451 (77 amino acids)
Source: RefSeq, a predicted model, not a curated record